Penicillium brasilianum is the source of this 2654-nucleotide messenger RNA. NCBI's taxonomy places the organism in Eukaryota, Fungi, Ascomycota, Eurotiomycetes, Eurotiales, Aspergillaceae. The record is from the annotation of a GenBank genome assembly.
GUCGAGUUCCUCAUGGACUGGUGUACACGGCCUCGGAGAAGAAUCGGCCCGGGCUACCGAGAGACUUUCGGAGUCUCGGCUCCCUCCGAACUGUCAAGACACAUUCAUCUCCAUCUCCACUUCUCGACAUAUCCAUUCCAUUGCACCGGAUUGGCAAUGUCACAAAGUAUAUCCACGCCACAGCUCCCAAGAGCCUCGAGGCGCAGGCAUUCAAGGUUCCCAUCAGCAUGCACAACUUGCAAAUCGAAGAAAGUAAAGUGUUCGGAAGGUUAUCCAUGUGAAUACUGUUCCCGCAGAGGUCUGCAAUGCAGGUAUCCGGAGUCCAAUGCUGGGCGGCUCUACUCGACAGGGAAGAUUCGUGAACUAGAGGCUCGUUUGGCCUUGUAUGAGUCUUCAGGCUUACAAUGUGAGACGGGAAGAUCCGACAUAGAGUCACCGUCUACGAGAACUGUGUCCUCCCCACAGAUCACCGGGAUUGUUGCACCGCCCGACUCGGAGCAUCCGGUACAGCGUAUCACUACCGAGCGCGACAUUGGUUCAAGCCAAGAUUUUGGAAACCGAGUCCAAACCUUGUUCGAGCAACGAUCAGUAGAAUCGCCAGCAUUUAUUCGGCAACCAUGUAAAUCGACCAGAGAAAGUCUUUUCCCCUCAGAAAGACCAGCUCUGAAGUUGAAACAAACCCUGAAUGCUUCCUACCCUGUCCCCAAUCUUCCCUCCGAGGAAGAAGCCUAUCAACUUCUCCACCACGUUUUAUUCUAUUUCGGCGAGACGCAGCAUCUCUUCGAUGCCCGUGAUGCUUCUGAUCAAUUAGCUAUCAUCUACGAGAACCCGCAAGAAAGCCUUCGAAAUCCCAGUAUUGGAUUUCUCCACGCUCUACUGAUAUUCGCUCUGGGCAAGCUACUUCGAGGUGAUUCGGACGGGUCGAGCUCUCCCCCGGGCUUUGCAUUGUUCACCUACGCACUGGAUCUCCUGCCCUGUCCUUCAGAGCUACGGGCUCACGGAGUAGCGGGCAUCGAGGUUCUCGCCAUCAUCACAGUCUAUCUGCAAAAUAUCGACCGAAGUGAUGACGCUGCUUCUUAUAUCGGACUGGCUAUUCGCUUAGCUAUGUUACACCGGUUACACCGGAAACAGACGUUCCAAAAAUUACGUCGAUCGGAGGCGACGCACGCAAGCCGACUUUGGUGGACUGUACACAUGCAGGACAAGCGGUCAAUGAUUCUAAAUGGCUGUCCUCUCGCACUUGAUGAUAAGUUUGUGGAUACGUUUCUGCCCACAGAGGCACCCGGCUUUCCGAACCCAUUUGCCCUACAGAUCAACCUCGAGGUAGCCCAAAUCCAAACAAGGAUAUACUCAGUCAUCUACAGCCAAGAAUCCUGUCCAAAAGAUGAAUUCGUCGCAGGAGUUCAGGAUAUCAUCUCAGCUUUGAAUCAGCUUGCGAAUCAGAUUUCUCAGGGCUCUGGCUUUUCGGGCGCUUUACUGAACCAGCAGGCAUCAAAGAAAGACCUACGACUCAGUAUAUCCCUGUAUACUAUCCUCUACCAGUCAAUCAUUCUUACUCUGCGACCGAUCGUUCUGCACCUGACGAAAGCAAUCCUUAGUGGCGAGACCACGUUCACAAAUAGCGGAAAUGCUUUCCAACAGUUGACCUGUACCUGUAUAGAGGCUGCCCGUCGGUCCCUGGAGCUCAUAGUACUUGCACAAAAAGAGGACAUGAUAGCAAAAUUUGGCUUCUUUGACCUCGAUGCUAUCUUUUCCGCAGGAUUUAUCAUGCUCCUUGCUGCAAUAGUUGCAUCAACAAACAAUACUCGGGGACACCACCUGUCAUUUUUGAAACCUACCCCUGGCAUCUUGGAGUCAUUACAGCUUCUCGACUUCCUGGCUGGAUAUCACAACGAGGCCGCCAAAGCUCGCCAUGACCAAAUUCAACGACUGUACGAUCAUAUCCCAGCAUUGGUCGAAUCCCUACAGAUAGAAACUGGAAGUGGUGGUAAUGGACAGUCACCGUUUGGUUCUUCGAGCAGUCAAGCCGUACAGACACCCCUUUCGACGGGGGUCGGUACUUCGAAUCGACAUCCCCCCUUGCACGUGCAAACGUGGGAUCCUGAGAGCGGCAGAGAUAUGAUGGAUGGUUACACAGCAUCAUUACCAAUGCCGUUCCCUUCCGAUGCUCAGACGAUGUACUCGCUAUACCAAGGGGAUGACUUUGUUUUGACAGGUGCGGAUGUGGCAGAUUUCGAGGAGCUACAACGGCAUUUGCUAGGAUCUGAUAUUGCUUUUUGAGGAUUGAAGUUGAAGAGAAAUAGGCUGGCGAGCCUGAGAAUUGCGAUACAUGUAGUUUUCGAGGGACACCUAUCAAAGAACACACGAUGUAGCCUCGGCAACGUGAUCGUUGAGAUGACAGGACUGAAGGAGUACUCUCCUUGAUUCGUUUGUAUGACAGCUUGCGUCGAUAAACUUACAAGACCGGGGCAAUCUCCAGAGGGCCAUCGCCUUGAUGAACAUUAGCUAUCCAAUUGUCUUCAAGUAUUCUCAAGGUAUACUCAACCUUAGGCCACGGCGGAGGGCGCCCGUUCUGCUGACAUCGCGUAAUCGCGCGCCCGAAUUGCGAUGACUCACCAAGUCAAACCACCUUUUAGGGCAAACGAUAACGGCCA